CUCCCAAGCGUCUCGGUGGCGAAGCGAGCCCGCGUCCCUCCUCCUUCCGUGGUAGAAGCACACCCCGGGAGGGGGGUGGGUGCUGACCGGAGGAGGGCUCGGUGCUACCCCGAGCUCGUAGGGUGUGAGGCGGCGAGGCCUGCAGACGGGCCGAGGGCCCUUCGUGGGGAAGGGGCGGCUGGGGGCGCUUACUGCUCCCCAGCACGGGGAGAUAACCUGCUUCCGAAAGCGGGGACCGCCCUCGCGGUGAGUGGCGUUAACUGUAGUUAUUGAAAACGUUCCACGCUUCUCAGGGUUUUAUUCCAAGUCUGGGGAAAAGGCUGCAAAUUCCGAGGCUGUUCUCGAUUUCGGAGUAGGUAAUGGACAAAGGAAGACGCUGAAGACCUGCUUCCUGAUGAUCGCGAGAGUCAUGCAGGUCCGAUGGUACUUCAGGCAGAACAGUUAGAAUGAGAAUUACCGUAUUCUAUGGCUGAGAUACUCGAUAAUGGCGACUUUGACGAUGCAACGGUUGUUUCUUUCAGAAAGCUGCCAUUAGUCCUCCAAAACAAAACAAAAGAAGAGUUCUUUUGUUUGAAACUCGCAGCGAAGGUCUGGGUUGUCACUAUUCCCAUUAUACUACCACUUUUUCAAUUUCCAGAUUAAGUGGCUAUGCUUGUGGGAGAGAGAAAAACGUGCCACGGUCUGAAGGAAAAGGUUGAUUGUAUCUUUUUCCUAUAUGAAGUUGGCAGAACAUCCUUUCGAUAAGCCACUAUGUUGGAGGUUUUAUGUUGCUUUAGUAGUGACUAGGAGGUCACUUUUUACUUUCUUGACAGUUACAGAGUAGGUGUUUUAUUUCAGUCACAGACCUAAGGGGGGGCAAAAAGACAUGUUACUAAUUGAUGUAUGGUGAUACCAUUCUUCUGUAUCUGCCUAGAACUGAGGAGUAAACGAGGGUGAACUUUCAUAGCAUGACUUGCUGCUGCAAAAAGAAACUGUGCUACCAAGCUCUGCUAAGCUACUGCCACUGCUCUUCUGACCUCAGUAGUGUCCUCCAUCUUACCGAACCACAGAAAAUUAUUCUUUUGCUGAUCAGUUAGCACUGCCAGGUUAGUUAGCUGAACCAGCUUGGAGGGAAGAGCGAGGUUUGGCACAGAUUGUAAUUUUUAGUAGCAGCAAGCCAUUACUAGUUUAGCUAAAUGAGGCCACUUUAUCUCCAGUUUCUGAAUCACAGGUUCUUGGGCACGUUUUCUUGUAAACCUGAAUGACUGAAGUUGGAAAGAUAAAAUUUUUUUUCUUUCAUUUGUUCAGUUACUGCUGCAUCUGCUAUUGCCAACAUUGUGAAGAGUUCUCUUGGGCCAGUUGGUCUGGAUAAGAUGUUGGUGGAUGAUAUUGGGGAUGUGACCAUCACUAAUGAUGGUGCAACCAUUCUGAAACUGCUGGAAGUGGAACACCCGGCUGCAAAAGUUCUUUGUGAGCUGGCAGACUUGCAAGACAAAGAAGUUGGUGAUGGGACAACCUCAGUGGUAAUUAUUGCUGCAGAACUUCUAAAAAAUGCAGAUGAAUUAGUGAAACAGAAAAUUCAUCCUACCUCCAUCAUUGGUGGAUACCGACUUGCUUGCAAGGAAGCAGUUCGCUACAUCAAUGAAAAUCUUAUUAUUAACACAGAUGAAUUGGGCAGGGAGUGCCUAAUUAAUGCUGCUAAAACAUCAAUGUCCUCUAAAAUUAUAGGAAUUGAUGGUGAUUUCUUUGCUAAUAUGGUGGUGGAUGCCGCACUGGCGGUUAAGUAUACAGACCAGAAGGGUCAGGCUCGGUAUCCAAUCAACUCGGUUAAUGUUUUGAAGGCACAUGGCCGCAGCCAAAAAGAGAGCAUACUUGUGAACGGUUACGCUCUGAACUGCGUGGUGGGCUCACAGGGUAUGACCAAGAGAAUAGUUAAUGCAAAGAUUGCAUGCCUUGACUUCAGCCUGCAGAAAGCAAAAAUGAAGCUUGGUGUCCAGGUCGUUAUCUCAGACCCUGAGAAGCUGGACCAGAUAAGACAGAGAGAAUCAGAUAUUACCAAAGAAAGGAUCCAGAAGAUUUUGGCCACUGGUGCCAAUGUCAUUCUCACCACUGGAGGUAUUGAUGACAUGUGUCUGAAAUACUUUGUUGAUGCUGGUGCUAUGGCAGUACGAAGAGUUGUAAAAAAGGACCUUAAGCGGAUUGCUAAGGCAUCCGGAGCAACCAUAUGUUCGACCCUUGCAAACCUUGAAGGCGAAGAGAGUUUUGAGGCUUUAAUGCUGGGACAGGCAGAAGAGGUGAUUCAAGAGAGAAUCUGUGAUGAUGAGCUGAUCUUAAUCAAGAAUACAAAGGCUCGUACUUCAGCAUCAAUUAUCUUACGAGGAGCUAAUGACUUCAUGUGUGAUGAAAUGGAACGAUCUAUACACGAUGCUCUCUGUGUUGUUAAAAGGGUGUUGGAAUCCAAGUCUGUUGUCCCAGGUGGUGGUGCUGUAGAGGCAGCACUUUCUAUAUACCUUGAAAAUUACGCGACCAGCAUGGGAUCACGUGAACAACUUGCGAUAGCAGAAUUUGCCAGAUCCCUCUUAAUAAUUCCAAAUACACUGGCAGUAAAUGCCGCUCAAGAUGCGACAGACCUCGUUGCAAAGUUGAGAGCGUUCCACAACGAGGCUCAAGUUAACCCAGAUCGCAAGAAUCUGAAAUGGAUUGGUCUUGACUUGAUCAAUGGAAAACCUCGCGAUAACAAGCAAGCCGGUGUCUUUGAACCAACUAUGGUCAAAACGAAGAGCCUAAAGUUUGCAACAGAAGCUGCAAUUACUAUUCUUCGAAUUGAUGAUCUUAUUAAACUGCACCCUGAAACUAAGGAAGAGAGAGGGUGUUAUGAGGAUGCAGUUCACUCUGGAGCACUUGAAGAAUAACUUGGGUCUUAUUUAUGUUUGUCUAACUUACACUUCUCACUCUUGUAACUAAAAUGUUAAUAAAACUAGUGGUUGAAUGCUGCUGCUACUUUCUUGUGAA
This is a messenger RNA of Egretta garzetta (little egret), 2991 nucleotides long. It is a transcript of the gene TCP1, whose product is annotated as t-complex 1. The record is from RefSeq and is a predicted model, not a curated record. Lineage: Eukaryota; Metazoa; Chordata; Aves; Pelecaniformes; Ardeidae. Gene Ontology annotation, cellular component: chaperonin-containing T-complex. Gene Ontology annotation, biological process: protein folding. Gene Ontology annotation, molecular function: ATP-dependent protein folding chaperone; ATP hydrolysis activity; ATP binding. The transcript is spliced from 11 exons. The coding region runs from base 1353 to 2891 and encodes 512 amino acids.